CAACCGUCCGGGCCAUGUGCUAGUUAAAUUAUAGAUAGUAUAAAUUUUAUUUUGAAUAUGUCUCUAAUUCAUUUACGUAACUACCCAUGGCAUAUAUGUAAUUGAUUUUGUAGUCACUCUUAGAUCUCAAUCAUGUCAUGAGUUUGGCCUUCGAUUGAUGCAUUGACUUUCUAGAAUUUAUUGCUCCGCUGCUCCCGCCGUAACUGUCAGGAGAAAUGUCGCUCUCUCCACCGGCCGGCCGCCGAUACCAAACCAGCUGUCGGAAUCACAGAAGUCAAAAGUCCGCUCCAUACCAUACUAGUCAGCAGCGAGGAUUCUCGCCUUUCCAUUUCCCCACCACUUCCAGUACAAAAUCCCUUCUCAACCCUUUCCCCUACAUUCCAGCGAUUCUUCACUCUGAAACCCUAAAAUGAACUCUGUCGGGCUAGAAGUGGUUCUGAUCACCGGCUGCUCGCAGGGAGGCAUUGGCCACGCCCUGGCUAAAGAGUUCGCUGCUAAUAACUGCCUGGUCGUCGCCACCAGCAGGUCUUUGAGCUCCAUGCGAGACUUGGAGCAGGACGACAGAUUCUAUCUCCUGGAGCUCGAUGUCACUUCCGAGGAGAGCGUGCAGCGGGCGGUGGCAAACGUCAUCGACAAGUAUGGGAGAGUGGAUGUUCUGGUCAAUAACGCCGGCGUUCAGUGCAUCGCCCCAACUGCUGAGGUCCCUCUGUCUGCCUUGCAGCAGGUUUUCGAUACCAACGUUUAUGGCCCGAUGCGGAUGAUUCAAGCUGUUGUUCCACACAUGGCAUCCCGAAGAAAGGGGAAAAUCGUAAAUGUAGGGAGUACUGUAGUCCUGGUGGCUUUUCCUUGGAGCGGGCCAUAUUGUGCAUCUAAGGCUGCACUCCAUGCUUUAACCGACACGUUGAGGUUAGAAGUGAAGCCAUUGGGGAUCGAUGUGAUAAAUGUAGUUCCAGGUGCUAUUCAGACGAAUAUACUGCACUCGGCUCAGAGUAACUAUAAAUCUGAGUGGAAUCUAUACAAGCCAUUUGACCCAGCAAUGAGACGAUUAGCCUCCCAAGGCACAGUAGGUACUCCUGUCGCAACAUUUGCAAAGCAUACUGUUGCUGCCAUCCUCAAGAAACAUCCCCCAGCAUGGUUCUCGUCAGGCAUGUACUCGACCAUCUUGGCCAUUGCGAGCCAUCUGCCAUGUCGUAUCAAGGAUUUGCUCGUUCGUGGUUAUCUUAAACCCUGAAUCAUUAUCCUUCACAUUAUUCACUGCGAAUGGUCUUCUCUGCAGCUUCUUGUAUGCAAGAUGGUUCAGAUUUCACCAUAUCUAGCAAUGCUCCCAUCUUUCUUCUGAAUGGUGUGACUGUGUGACUUGGCGUGUUCUCUGGUGCAUCAUGUGGCUAGGAAGGGUCCAAAACUCUGUAGUUAUCUUUGUUGAUUAAACUGAUUAUCAACAACUGGGUUUAUGAUUAACAUUGAUGUGAUUGUUUGGGCAUUGCUUCUUCCUUAAUGCUAUUCUAAUCUGAUAAUAAAACCAGAUGCAGGACAAGCUCGGUGUUGGAGAGAUGAUGAAGGUGGUUAAUGAUGUUGGCAAUUUUAAUAUCAACUAGUAAUCCUGGUAUGUUUAUAGUUUAUCAGCAGUAGAGAUAGGAUAACUUAAUAAACUAUAAUUCCUGCUUAGGGAGCGGCUAAGCUUCAAGGCAACUUGCUCUGUUGCUGGAGUCUGGGUCACUUGGGCACAACUUUCUGGUUUUGGUUAAGACCCAUUACUGAAUCAGUUUAGUAUAUCAGCAUCCUUAAACGCACUAAUAAAAAUAGCCACGCACACAUUAUUAGGGUUGGUGAACAAAAAGAACCGCAAACCGACCCCGUCCAAUCUAACCCAACCCAUUCGUAUUUAUCGUUAAUAUUAAGGUUUAACGUUGGGUGAAUAUUUUAUUUUGUACAACCCGUUUCUUUUGGGUGAAUGCGAAUUUUGGGUUAAUCAACUGGUAGAAUUCGACCCAAACUAUGUCCAAACUACAGUCAUAAUUGUUCAUAUCUAAAACAUAUUUAUAUCGUAUAUAAGCAUGUUUGUGAGAAAAUUAAUAUAUUUUGUCAUAUUUUUCUCUUGUGGUUUCCCCAACCUAAUGCCUUCGUCGACCUAAAAAUUUAGACUCGAGUUAAUAGAGGCAAUGUUUCACGUAAUAUCUUUGUUACAAGUUUAGAAGAAUAACACAGCGUGUGGAAAAAAUUAGACAUAUAUUGAAGCAAAUUACAUUGAUUUAAAAUCCAUAUAUAUAUAUAAAAGAUAAUCAUAUAUUGAUUCAAGAUAGGAACUGGAAUGCAGCCAGGCCUAAAAAUUAAAAGAACAACACGUAGACGGGUACAAAGUAAGGGCCUUUCUAGCCACUGCAUGAGCUACCCUAUUGUUAUUCCGACCUACAAAUCAUAAGCCAAACCCAGAGUGAGUCUCAAAAUACUGCACAAUUUCGUCCAAAAUAACCCCAACCCUACUAUCUCUGGUAUCCGCUUGAUUGAUCUUGUCGAUGAUGACCUUGGCAUCGCCUUCAAAUCUCACGUCCAGGACGCCAUUGGCCACGCACCAGAAGAUAGCGUCCUAGAUGUCAAGUGAUUCCACCACCAGAGGAUCAUCAAUAGACCGAAACUGGGUCUCUUGGGUCAGAAGGAUCUCCCUACGAGGGCCAAGAGGAACCAUCCCUCCAGCCGAAUGAGACUCACACAACUCUCGUAGCCCCAUCCCACAUACACACAAUCGAGGGAGCCUCAGGCAGCCCUGUUGGAUGGAAAAUAGGAGUCAGACUUGGAGUCAUACAAUCUACGUGCAAACGCUCGCAUUCCUCACACUGCUGGUGAUAUUGGUGCAUCAAGGCAGGGAAACCAAAUUGCUUGCCUUCUUCAAAGACAACCCAAUUGUGAGACUUCCAAAUCCGCCAAAGGAUAGCCACCACCGACAGGACAACAGAGGGCUGAUGAAUUAUGGAGAACAACCUCUUGAGGAAGAGGGGAAAUGUUUGGCGAGACAACCCUUAACAUCCAUGCAUUUUGAUACUUUUCACAUUGCUUUAUUUGUUUGAAAUCUUAACUAGUUAUAUUAUAUUUUUUGUUGCGUAAAAUAGUUUAAUUUUUUUGUUUUGGGUUGGGUUUUUACUUAAAAGUAUUAAUGUCAUCCUGACUCAACACAGUUAUAAACAAACAGUAGAGUUUGUGUAUAAAACGUUAUGAAGUGA
Molecule: messenger RNA, 3215 nt
Organism: Linum trigynum
Lineage: Eukaryota; Viridiplantae; Streptophyta; Magnoliopsida; Malpighiales; Linaceae
Source: the annotation of a GenBank genome assembly